This is a messenger RNA of Bursaphelenchus okinawaensis, 306 nucleotides long. NCBI's taxonomy places the organism in Eukaryota, Metazoa, Nematoda, Chromadorea, Rhabditida, Aphelenchoididae. The record is from the annotation of a GenBank genome assembly.
AUGAGCAGCGGAGUCGGUGUGGCGGCCGGAGACGGUCCCCACCGUUUUCAUCUGACUCUCUUCCGUCGAACCUCUCAGUUCUCUUUUCUGCCAGAACCGUCAGUCGGUUGGUGUGGCUUUGGCGAGGAGCGCUGCGCCUUUUUGGCCAAGUCCGAUGCCAUUCCGGCCCGCAAUUGCGCGCAUUUCGCCCCGGCCUGGCCUGAAAAAAAACGGCGGCUAGCUGGCGCCGAUGGACGGGUUGUUGGAGAGAUUUUUUCGAAUUUUCAGCCACGAGGGGAUGAGCUCAAUGCAAACACGGAUGGCUGA